GCAGCCCUCGGCGCCGAAAUCACCGGCCUCGCCGUCUUCCGCCCCACGACCGACGCCAUCACCCCCGAGCGCGUGAACGAACUCAUGGCACAGAUGCACGUCGACGUGCCAGCAGGAGGCGAAGACAUCUCGUAUGGCGCGUCACCCGCGCAGGUUCUGCGGUACUGGAAGCCAAAACCCAAAGGCGAAGGGAAAGCGCCUCCACUCAUCGUCUUCAUUCACGGGGGAAGCUGGCGCGUAGGCACAUAUCUAGAUUCGCUUGGGAGUAGAAAGGUGGAGUGGUUGGUGGGCAGUGGGUAUGCCUUCGCGAGCAUAAACUACACGCUCAUCCCCGCCGUCAGCGUGAAGCAACAGGUCCAGGAAUGCGCAGACGCCAUAUCCUUCUUCACCCAGCGCGCGCCCUUCUUCGGCUUCGAUGGUGACAGUAUUGUGCUAAUGGGACACUCGUCCGGCGCCCACGUCGCUGCGCUGUUGGGCACGGAUGCACGGUAUCUAGAGAACGUGGGCGUGGGAACGGACAAGAUCAGAGGUGUGGUGUGCAUCGAUGGAAGUAAUUUCAACGCCGCUGCGGAGCUGCUCGACUCCCCUGGCCCGGUGGCGGAGAAUAUGCUUGCUGGGCUGGGAGACGAUGUUGGUGUGCUGAGGGAUAUGAGUCCGACGUAUCACGCGCGAGGGCCAAACGCCGCCGCCUUCCUCCUUCUGCAAGCCCAGCGACACGGCGAUAUAAGACAAGCCGUGGAAUUCGAGGCGAGUUUGUUGGCGGCAGGGACGAAGGUCGAGGUGAGGGUCUUUGAGGGGGAGUUUUUCGAGGGACAUGUGGCUAUGUUGAUAAGGCUGGGAGAUGAAGGGUAUCCGGCGACAGGAGUCGUGGGGAAGUGGUUGAGGAGGGAGGUGCCU
This is a messenger RNA of Paraphaeosphaeria sporulosa, 897 nucleotides long. Its product is annotated as alpha/beta-hydrolase. The record is from RefSeq and is a predicted model, not a curated record. The transcript has a single exon. Lineage: Eukaryota; Fungi; Ascomycota; Dothideomycetes; Pleosporales; Didymosphaeriaceae. The annotation marks the transcript as partial.